AAUAUUUCCUAGGAUAUUUCAUUUUUCUGGGAGGGGGCUGGAUGAUAACUUCCCACACUACUAACUAGAAAUUAGGAACCUAUAGUAAUCUACGCACUGUGCAGAUGUUAUGUUAUAUAUAACAUUUUUAUCACUUGUCAUAUUUUAACAUUGCAUAUCUUUAACUAUCCUUAUGUUUAUUAUCUAUUUUGUUGAUCAUUUUUCUUUAACGAUUCCUUAAUCUUUGCCUCUAUUCUCUAACCAGCUGUACCAUAUAUUCCAAAUCUAAUAGUAUUUAGUUUCUCCUCCUAUCUUUUAUUUCCAUUGUCAGCCUAUCCAUCUCACACAUUCUAGCACUUUAUCACUAUUCCACCACGAGAUAUACUUUCAUUUUUCCAAUUUUGCCCUUAAACAAUUCUGGCCGUUGUUAUUAUUAUUAUAUGUAGGCACAAUUCGUUUUCUGAGGCCCGCACACUACACCGAACCCUAAACGUAACGUUAACGGGCUUCUUGUACGAAGCCACAAAAAUGAAAAAGCUAGCUGAGCUUUGCCUGCUGCAUGAACACAUCUGCCAGACCUUCCAGCACGGGUGAAUGCAGACAGCCCUCCAUCCUAUUCUUAAAACUGCCCUUCCAUUGGUGAAUGCCCCACCAGGGAGAACUGGAAUAAGCAAGAUUUUCCCUAUUGCAGAUGGAGCUGCUGUGCAUCUUCCUGCUGGUUUGCUCCCCAAUUUGCGGCUGAUGGAAAGGUGCCCUUGGCAAGAUCAAAGCCUUCUCUUCCCCCUCUGGGCUCCGCCCCCUCUUGGUUUAGCCACGCCUCCUUCGAUCUUGCGGAGAACACCUUACCAGAGAAGGAGGAUGGGCGGGGCAGGCGCCUCUCGCCCAGACUUUUCUCUGCCAUUGGCUGCUUUUAGGCCCAACCUACCAGCUCCUCCAAUCGCAAGCCUCGAGAUUCUCCUCCGCAUUUUCCCAGCCCGCUGAGAGCGAACCUCCUUUCCCCCCCGCUCCCUUCUCCUUUGUAAGACUUUUGGCCUUUGCCGGCUGCCGUCUGGACCAAGCGUGAAUCCUCUCCGGCUGGGGGAAGAAACGAGGGAGUGCGGCUUGGCGCUCAAGGAAGGACGAAGCCCCACCUGGAAAGGGGGGAGGGGGCCCGGUGGCUUCCUUCCUCCGCAGCCGCGAUGUCCGUCCUCAGCUGGAAGCCGUUCGUCUACGGGGGAUUGGCGUCGCUCGUGGCCGAAUUCGGAACCUUCCCUGUGGAUCUCACCAAAACACGACUUCAGGUCCAAGGUCAAAGCAUUGAUUCCCGUUUCCGAGAGAUCAAAUACCGGGGCAUGUUCCAUGCCUUGUUCCGCAUCUCCAGAGAAGAAGGAAUUUUAGCAUUGUAUUCCGGCAUUGCACCGGCAUUAUUAAGACAAGCAUCUUACGGCACCAUAAAGAUUGGUAUAUACCAGAGUUUGAAACGACUUUUUGUGAAACGUUUAGAAGAUGAAACGAUAUUAAUCAAUGUCAUCUGUGGAGUGAUUUCAGGGGUGAUCUCCUCCACUAUGGCUAAUCCAACAGAUGUACUAAAGAUUCGGAUGCAAGCUCAGGGCAGCCUCUUCCAGGGAGGCAUGAUUGGAAGCUUCAUAGACAUCUACCAGCAGGAAGGCACGCGGGGCCUCUGGAGGGGUGUAGUUCCCACGGCUCAGCGAGCUGCUAUUGUGGUAGGAGUUGAGUUACCAGUCUAUGACAUCACCAAGAAACAUUUAAUACUUUCAGGACUCAUGGGGGACACAAUUCUGACACAUUUUAUUUCCAGUUUCACUUGUGGACUGGCUGGUGCCAUAGCUUCCAAUCCAGUGGACGUGGUUCGUACCCGCAUGAUGAACCAGCGGGCCAUAGUGGGAAGCGUGGAGCUGUAUAGGGGAACAAUGGACGGCCUGCUAAAGACUUGGAAAAGCGAGGGUUUCUUCGCACUUUACAAAGGCUUCUGGCCAAAUUGGUUGAGACUUGGUCCCUGGAAUAUCAUUUUUUUUAUCACCUACGAGCAGCUGAAGAGGCUCCCUUUUUAAGAUGGAUUGGUCAUCCAGCUGCCCCUCCUGUUCCCUCCAUUCCUGCAUCUUCACGUAUUAUUUUUUUUAUUUUUUUGGUCUACAUGGACUUUGUUUCACCCUCCAUGUACUGAGUGCUCAGUAUUAGGAGGGUGCUUAAGGGGGAAGGGGAGGAUGGGUCCACAAAUACAGUAUUCAGAGCCUGGUGCACGUGCUUUUCCACCCCGCAAGGGAGACGGUGGAACACGGAGUGAGAGCACUUAGGUCUGUGUUUGUAUCUUCCAUGAAGAGAGCUGUGAGUUAAAAACCCUUUUUCACUGCCAUGUGGCUUUUGCAGCAGGCAAUCCCUCUUCCCCCUCUGGCCCAUGCCAGAGGAAAGGGGAAAAGAAGGGGGCUGCUGCAGGCCUCCUUUCAUUGUCGUAUAAACCCCAUUAAACUAUUUAUUGGA
Molecule: messenger RNA, 2457 nt
Organism: Thamnophis elegans (Western terrestrial garter snake)
Lineage: Eukaryota; Metazoa; Chordata; Lepidosauria; Squamata; Natricidae
Gene: SLC25A14
Product: solute carrier family 25 member 14
Exons: 9
Coding region: 1158-2030 (290 amino acids)
Biological process (GO): mitochondrial transport
Cellular component (GO): mitochondrial membrane
Source: RefSeq, a predicted model, not a curated record